Aspergillus homomorphus CBS 101889 is the source of this 3162-nucleotide messenger RNA. RefSeq names its product DDT domain protein. The record is from RefSeq and is a predicted model, not a curated record. The transcript has 8 exons. Lineage: Eukaryota; Fungi; Ascomycota; Eurotiomycetes; Eurotiales; Aspergillaceae. The coding region runs from base 129 to 3131 and encodes 1000 amino acids.
CGCCCACCAAGUCCGCGGAGUCGUGGGUUGCGCGAUUUAGCACGCGUCGUUCCGGCGUGUUCCCCAACCUGCAAAUCCUCAUCCCAUCUAUGGUCGACCGAUUCGUGUCUUCAGCAAUCUAAGAGACCAUGGUCUUGUUCAAGCGGAAACCGGUUCAGUACCUCCCACGACCCGUCAUUGAAGAUGACAGCUCCGAGGUCUGGGUCAUUCCGGAGACCAACGAGGUCUUUGUUCACUAUGAACCCUAUCUCCAGCGCAUGGACUUCUACAAGCAGAAGCGCUUCAUAUGUGAGAUCACGGGCCACUCGGGAUUAACUUUCUUCGAGGCUCUAAAAAGCGAGAUGGAAGAAUCGCGGGAAGUCAAUAGUGCCUUUCCCGAUGCUCUGAAAGAGCCCAUUCUCCGCCGGAUUCAAUUUUCCACAGUGUCGCGGGUCGACAAUCUCGUGGAUGAGAUCUUCGAGGAAUUCAAGCUAGACUUUUAUCCAGGGGAGCCUGUUCUAAUACUUCUCGACGAUAACACUCGGCUGCACGGCAUAAUAAGGGACAAGGCCAAUUUUGCUGAACAACUAUACCCGGAUGGAACCGUCAAAAUGCCCGCCCACAGCAUGUACCUUGUGAAGGUUCUGGACCGCCCGAAUGAAGAAGCUUUGCUGGAUCAGGACCAUAUUACCCGUGACCGGAAGACUUUCACCAAGCAGAUGCUGCGCGCCUUCAUCAAGAAUAAUGUGACGAGGGAAUCGUGGAACGGGGCUCCUUGGUUGGUGAAAUCAACGAUCGCCGAUGAAUACAGAAUCCCGACCGAAGUACCAAAGCAUUUGCAGUAUGGCGCCAAGGUUGCUGAAAAGAAAGCCAUGAAAAAGGCCGACCAGGAGGGUUUCUUCGGCUUCUUCGCUUCGCAGCAACUUCCGGAGCUAAAACCAGCAGUCAAAGGGCAAAAGCUCAAGCCAUCACAACAGGAUUUAGCUCGCUCGAAAGAAGCCCAGUUUUUGGAAUAUCAGCGAUCUCUGAAUGGCAAUCCGUCCUUCCUUCUCGCUAAUAAGUCCACCAACGGGGCCGCUCGUCCCUCCAAGUCUCAAGAACCAGAGAAGAAGGCGCAGCCACAACCCCCUCCAGCCGUUGUUGUCAAGGUUGAACCGCCAAAGGAGCCGACACCACCACCUAUCAAAUAUCCUAUCGAAGAUCUGGAUAUCGCUCCAGACCACGAAAAGAAGAAACAGCGCCCAGCUCUCAGCUAUAUGACUAUCGAUGAGGUUGAUGAUCCAGAUGAUGAAGAGCUUCUGCACAGCUCCCUCGAGAUGGGAUCUGUGGGGCGUCUCUUGGAAACGUGGAAUACGCUCAACGUCUACUGUGAGGUUUUCCAGCUGGACUCUUUCACCUUCGACGACUUUUUCCAGGCCAUGAGGUUCUCUUCCGAGGAUGUGGAUUGUGAACUGUUCGUUGAGGUACAUUGCGCCGUGCUGAAGAAGCUUGUCAAUGCGGAGAAAGAUGAUGAAGGGGCCGUACAAAUUUCUCUUCCCGAACUUCCCGACGAAGAAUCCGAUGACUCGGAGGCAGAAGAGGAAGAAGAAGAGGCAGAACCUACCCCUGAACCUGAGCCGGUGGUGACACGAAUGACGACUCGGAGUAGUUUGGCCAAGGCUGAAGCGGAGAAUCUCAAGGCGCAAGCAGACCGCGAAGGUUCUAGCUCAGAGGAGGUUCCAGUUCACCGGGCCGCUGAAUUGUUCGCAGAAUAUGGUUGGAUUGACCGUUUACGGAAACGUGAUUUCCGUAACGGUGGAUGGGAGCUGGUGAUGGUCGGGCUCCUCAAUCGACUUUCUGGCCGCCCGCGCAUGAAGGAGGUAUGCGACAAGAUUCUCAAACAUCUUGCGCCUUUGGAUGCCGAACCGACCCUGGAAACUGUUCAAUCCCAGUACGCCGUUAUGGAUGUCGACCUUCGCAUCCAAGCUCUGCAGAUCAUCUGCAUGCUCAGUCUCGAGACGAAAGCGAUUCGAAACUACCUCGAGGAAUGCAGCAACCAGAUGACGGAGUUCCGCAAGGAGAAGAUCGAGUACCAGAAAGCACGCAAAGUAGUACUCGAAGAUCUUCGUCGGUUACACCAAGAGCGCAAGGCCCUUCAACCCGAGCCCGAGAAGUCUCCGUCGCCAGCGCCCGAACUGGACGCAUUGGAGGACUCGAAGAUGACUGGUAUUGAUGGUGAAUCGGAUAACUCAGAUCAGGAAGCAGCUCCGCAACGGAGUCUUCGUGGUGGCCUGGACAGACAACUUGAGCGCAAGCGCAAGCAAGAAGAGGAGCGCGAGCGAAAAGAGCAACUGGCCAAACAGCCUAAAGGAACCAAGCAGUACCAGCGAGUGCUUAAGAAGAUCGAGGACCAAAAGGCCGCGGUCAAAAAGCUCGAAGACAAGAUUGAUAUGAUCGACAAUGACCUUAGGGAAGCCGACUGCCCACGAACGAGAUGCCUCGGGAAGGACCGGUUCUGCAAUCGCUACUGGUGGUUUGAGCGAAACGCCAUGCCGUACGGAGGCAUGCCUAACAGCUCCACGGCAGAGGCACAGUACGCGAAUGGCCGCCUGUGGGUCCAAGGUCCCGAUGAGAUGGAACGCGUGGGCUUCAUUGAUGUUUCCGACGAGUACAAGAAGCAGUACAUGAAGGAAUUCCAGACCACACCGGCGGAGCGCAAGAAGCAAGAGGAAGGACCCACGCGACUGACGAACGCAACCGAGUGGGGCUACUAUGAUGAGCCAGAGGCUAUUGAGCAGCUACUUGACUGGCUCGACUCGCGCGGUAACCGAGAGUCGCGACUUCGCAAGGAGUUACUGUUGCAGCGUGAUAAGAUCGCCAAGUACAUGAAACUCCGCAAGGAGUACUUGGAGCAGACCGCCGAACGGGCGGAGUCGGAGGAAAUCCCUAGCAAGCGCGUCAUGACGCGCAACAAGACCUAUGUGGAUGAUAACAAGCAUCGCUGCAUGCGCUGGCGAAACAACACGGGCAUGAGUGACAAUGGACACCUUCACGUGGAUGCCUCGCGGCCGACCAAGCGGGCCAAGCGGGCCAUUGACGAGCCUAAAGAAAUCAAGGCGACGAACCGUCAGGGCAAACCUCUGACGAGACAAGGCACGCGCUACAAUUUUUGAAGCAGUCGCCAUCUCAUAUUCUUUGUGUUUG